UUGGAUGAAGCGUUUUUCUCACUCCAGCAGGACUGAUGUUACACCCAAAAAGCACAGGAAACCCAAGUGCAUGUGCUACUUCUUGUCAAGAACAAUAGUCGGGGAGACUUCUGCGAUAAUGCUGCAACCGCUCCAUACUAAAGUCUAGGUCUGCUAGAUCUGAGAAGAUUUCCUUUGACAGAAACGCACAAGCUGGCGGCCAUGAUUUUCCCAGAAGAGGAUCUAACGUGUCCGGUGUGCUGCGACAUCUUCAAGGACCCUGUUCUGCUGCCAUGCAGCCACAGCUUCUGCAGGAACUGUCUGAAGCGCUGCCGGGACUCGAAGUUCCAAGGGUGUCCAGUUUGCAGGAGAAGAGGCCCCAAGGCCAACCCUCCAUCCAAUCUGGCACUGAGAAAUGUCUGCGAGGCUCUCCAGCAGGUCAAGAGACAGAACUCGGAGCAGGGCGACAACAAGAUGAACUGUGAUCUGCAUGGAGAGAAGCUCAAACUCUUCUGUCUGGUUGACAAACAGCCUAUCUGUGUGGUGUGUCAGUCCUCUAAGCAGCAUAAGAACCACAACUGUUUGCCCACUGAAGAAGCACUAGUGGACUGCAAGGAUGAACUCUUUUCUUCUCUUGAAAACUUGGAGGAAAAACUGAAAACUCUCAGUCACGUUCACAGAAGCUCCACUGAAACGCUGAAGUACAUUAAGAGUCAGACUCUUGAAACCCAAAAAGAAAUCAAGCGUCAGUUUGAGGAUCUGCAUCAAGUUCUCCGUCAAGAAGAGUCCUCCAGGUUAGAGGCGGUGAAGCUGGAGGAAGAGGAGAAGAUGGCAGUGGUGACAGAAAAGAUGGACGAACUGUCGGCAGAGAUGCUCUCCAUCACCGAGAACAUCUCUUUUAUUCAGGAACAGAUCUCACAAGAUGGCAUCAUUUUGUUGAAGAAUUUCGCAGCCACUCAGGACAGAAGUAAAGACAUUUACUUGGAUUCACACAACAUGGCUGGAUUACUGAUUGAUGUGGCCAAACAUCUGUCCAACCUCAAAUACAGAGUCUGGGAGAAAAUAGAUGUGGACUACACUCCUGUGGUGUUAGACCCGAACACAGCCCACCCGUGCCUCAGGAUAUCUGGGGACCUCACAUCCCUCAGUUACUCAAAGGAGCCCAGCCGUUGCCCUGACAACCCAGAGCGCUUCCACAUGAGCGCUGAAGUGGUAGGCAUGACCGCGCUGGGCUCAGGAAGCCACCACUGGGUGGUGGAAACAGGAAGCAAUCCCGACUGGUUCCUGGGUGUGGCUGCCAUGUCUGUGCAGAGAGACGCGGAGGUGUCCGCUCGGCCCGAAAACGGCCUCUGGACUUUGUGUUUCCGGGAUGGAGAGGUCAGGGCGAUGACCUCCCCGCCCACUUCACUGACACUUUCAAAAAUACCGACGCAAGUGAAAGUGCAGCUGGACUAUAACAAGGGGAAGUUGAGCUUUUUUGACUCAGUGGACGACACGCUCAUUUAUGACUUUACAGAGACUUUCACGGAGCCGUUGUUUCCAUAUUUUUAUACACAAAGUUGUCAUCCAAUAAGAAUCAUGCCAGAGAAACUGCUGAUGACAGCGUUAAGACAAUAACUAAAGAUGAGAAGAAAAUUAGAGUAGAAAUGUGUCAGAUUAUUAAAAAAAAAGAUUUAUUUAGGAACAAAGCACAAUAAAACAGAAGGAAAAAAUAUAUAAACAUGAGGAAACAACAAUUUCUAAAACUAUGAAAAAUGGUUUGUAAAAUGUCUUUGUGCAUCAUGAAAUUUCCUUUAGGUUUUAGUCAAAUGUUUGAAUAGAUCUAGUCAUUUUUAUGUUUUUGUGUCAUAAAUAUUGAGAUCAGGGGUCUGCAACCUGAAAAUCCAGAACCACAUGUGACUCCUUUAUCCCUCCGUUAAGGCUCUUCAAGAAAAAUGCAAAAUAUUUGAAUAAAUAAUUGUUUUUGUGGGUUUGGGGGAUUUGCUUUAGCUGAACAAAUUUCGUAAUUUAUGUUUAGAAUUUUAGCACAUCAGAUAACUGAGCAAAAAUGAUGAUAAACGAUUUAAUCUGCUGUUAAAGUGGUUUAUUUACAGAAUCGUUUGAAACCAUAUAUUUUAAUCUUCUGCUGCUCAAAAUGAUCUAGUUGCUGUUAAGAGGUAGAGUUCUUAAAGUAAGUAAAUGCAUUCAUGCUUAAAUAAAAACUGAUUCUUCAACAAUGCUGUCAUGUCUAGAUUAAAUAAAGGAGAACAAAAUGAAUGCUCACUAAAGUCAUAAGGAUAGAAAAUUCUACGUUUGACAUUUUGAUUUCAAGUAAAUCUAAUAUAUGCAUUUUAUUUUGAAAGGAACUUUUUUGUGCUGCUUUUGUAAGCUACUUUUGUCACAUAUAGAACAGUACAGCAAUGCUGUAAGUCAGAAAACGUUUAAAACCAAGUAGUGAAUUAAUUGACACCAAAGGUAAAUAAAAUGUAUUUUUCAUUGAGAUUUAGUGGCUUUUGUUGGGUUUUGGUGAAGAACAAACUUAAUCAAAUAGCUCUCUUUUAAUAUUAAAUGUUGCAGAGACUCGAUUUAGAUAAUUUGACUUGCAAAUGAUUGUAAUUUGUAUUAUUUUAUGUUUCAUUUAUAUUUUUGGGUACCAUGUUUACAUUUCUUUUGUUUUUCUG
Molecule: messenger RNA, 2639 nt
Organism: Oryzias melastigma (Indian medaka)
Lineage: Eukaryota; Metazoa; Chordata; Actinopteri; Beloniformes; Adrianichthyidae
Product: zinc-binding protein A33
Exons: 6
Coding region: 202-1596 (464 amino acids)
Molecular function (GO): zinc ion binding; protein binding
Source: RefSeq, a predicted model, not a curated record